ACAACGUUAUUCACCACAUAGUAACGAUGCAGCUGGUGAUAUGGGCGUUGGUAGUGCUCUAUGUGCUUUACAGCCAGGGAACGGACACUUGUCCUGAUAAGUGUAGCUGUGAGAAGGCAUCCAGCUGUGAUGGAACUAACAUAAAUUGUUACAGAAGUGGACUGACCGGAGUACCGACUGACAAUCCCACGGACACAUGUUAUCUAAACCUGUGGGAGAAUAAAAUAACAACGUUACCGAAUGGAAUAUUUGAUGCACUGACGAGUCUGGAGACAUUAGACCUGGAGUCAAAUGAAAUAACAACGUUACCAAAUGGAAUAUUUGAUGCACUGACGAGUCUGCAGACAUUGUAAGUAUAUCUAUAAAA
This is a messenger RNA of Ostrea edulis (European flat oyster), 367 nucleotides long. RefSeq names its product vasorin-like. The coding region runs from base 27 to 353 and encodes 108 amino acids. The transcript has 3 exons. Gene Ontology annotation, cellular component: plasma membrane. Gene Ontology annotation, molecular function: protein binding. The record is from RefSeq and is a predicted model, not a curated record. NCBI's taxonomy places the organism in Eukaryota, Metazoa, Mollusca, Bivalvia, Ostreida, Ostreidae.